AUGUCGAUACUUUUGCGGAGGUAUUUGCUGACGGUUCUAGGCAGCCGAAAUGCUGCACGUAUAGCACGUCUACGCAGAAGCAAAUGCUGUUGUGGCCACUCUGUCUUGCUACGAAAAUCAGUCGUUGUGUCGAGCCUAUGUCCUCGUCUACUGACUAGAGUUUUGUGUACAGGCUCAACAGGUGACAGUCUAGGAGAGAGAGAAGGCUCUUCGAAGACUGAUAGAAGAGGGAGAACUUAUACUUACCAGGGCAACACCUAUAUAUCAGCUACUAGAGCUUUAAAUGAUUAUCUUUUAGAUUUCAGUGAUUUGGACAACUUGACACAGUAUGCAGUUCGAGAUGCAUAUGGAGAUGCUGAAAGACCUGUAGAACUGAUGUACCGGUUACAAGAUGUCAGGCAAAAGGCUUUUCAAGUUUGGGGUAGUAAAGAGGCUUUAGAGAACGAAGCAAAACAAAGGCAGUUGGAGACUGAAGAGGAUGAAAAACGACGCAAACAACUAGGUGCACUGAUUGGUUAUUUGAAGAAGUCCGUGAAAGACAAGACUCGACAGGCAGUCGAUCAUGAGGCUUUCGGUGCAAGAGAAGAUAGAGUUUCAUUUCUUCAUGGGUCAGCAAGGAUUGUCAUGUAUGCUAUUGUAAGUAAUGCAACAGUCAUGUUAUUCAAAGUUGUCGCAUGGCUAUACACUGGCUCAUCAUCAAUGCUUUCUGAAUCAAUACAUUCAUUUGUCGACACUGCAAAUCAGGCUUUAUUAGCAUUUGGGAUUGCUCAAUCAAUUCGUCGACCUGAUCCUGAUCAUCCGUAUGGAUUUUCACGAGCACAGUAUGUGUAUGCUCUUAUCAGCGGGAUGGGUGUAUUCUUUCUGGGAGCUGGAGUGUCACUCUAUCAUGGUGUAACUAGUCUUUUACAUCCUCCAACUUUGCAAUCACUUCCUGUGGCUUUAACUGUGUUGGGUGGCUCACUACUUGUGGAGACUGGAGUAUUGUUAUCUGCAUUUAGCCACAUCAGAAGGAGUGCAUUUGACAGUAAAGUGAGCUUUAGAGAGUAUGUUAUACGAGGGCGUGACCCUAGUGCAGUUGCUGUUCUUAUGGAGGAUAGUGCUGCUGUGUUAGGUGUAUUCCUUGCAGCCAGCUGUCUUGGUUUGACUUACGUCUUCAAUAACCCAGUGUAUGAUGCAAUUGGUUCUAUCUGCAUUGGAACAUUACUGGGAACUGUCGCUUUAUUUCUUGUGCGGAGAAAUGGAGAGCUACUAGUCGGAAGAACUAUCGAUGCCCAUAAAUUGCGACAAAUUAUUGAAAUUAUAGAAGAUGACGUCAUGGUUAGAUCAAUUCAUGACGUCAAAGCAGUUGACUUGGGAGCUAAUACAUUACGCUUUAAAGCUGAGGUAAACUUUGAUGGUCGCGAGGUUGCUCGAGCUCAUGUCAGCAGACUGGACUUAGAACCACUGUUAAGGGAGGUGAGCCAGUUGACCACGGUAGGAGAAUUUGAACAGUUUCUGUUACAUCAUGGGGAACAGGUGGUAGAUGUUCUUGCCAUUGAAGUCGAUAGGAUAGAAAAAAACAUAAAGAAGGCAAAUCCUGACUGUCGUCAUGUUGAUUUGGAGAUUUUGUAGCCAAAGAGAUGUUUGUAUAAUAUUGUGAAUAACAGCUAACUAACAGUGCUGCUGUAUAGAAUGAGAUUCCAAUGUAGACUAUAUGGUAGUGUUUA
Molecule: messenger RNA, 1706 nt
Organism: Corticium candelabrum
Lineage: Eukaryota; Metazoa; Porifera; Homoscleromorpha; Homosclerophorida; Plakinidae
Product: proton-coupled zinc antiporter SLC30A9, mitochondrial-like
Exons: 19
Coding region: 1-1611 (536 amino acids)
Biological process (GO): zinc ion transport; intracellular zinc ion homeostasis; transmembrane transport
Cellular component (GO): endoplasmic reticulum; membrane
Molecular function (GO): monoatomic cation transmembrane transporter activity
Source: RefSeq, a predicted model, not a curated record